Messenger RNA from Talaromyces stipitatus ATCC 10500, 2358 nucleotides. Its product is annotated as acetate--CoA ligase. Lineage: Eukaryota; Fungi; Ascomycota; Eurotiomycetes; Eurotiales; Trichocomaceae. The record is from RefSeq and is a predicted model, not a curated record. The coding region runs from base 1 to 2007 and encodes 668 amino acids. Gene Ontology annotation, cellular component: cytosol. Gene Ontology annotation, molecular function: AMP binding; acetyl-CoA synthetase activity. The transcript has 6 exons.
AUGUCUGAAGGCGAUGUUACGCCUCCAAAGGCCCCUGUGGUCGCAGAGGCCCAUGAAGUCGACACGUUCCACGUCCCCUCAGCUUUUCACAAAAAACACCCGACCAGGCCUCACCUGAGUUUUGGAGAAUACAAGAAGCUCUACCAGGAGUCCAUUCGGCACCCAGACAUCUUCUGGGCUCGCAUGGCUCGUGAGCUCCUCACAUUCGAACAAGACUUCCACACCACCCAUGUCGGUUCUUUCGAGCAGGGAGACAACGCUUGGUUCUUGGGAGGCAAGUUGAACGCUUCUUUCAACUGUGUCGACCGCCAUGCAAUCAAGAAUCCAGACAAAGUCGCCAUCAUCUACGAGGCAGAUGAGCCCACCGAGGGUCGCACCAUCACAUACUCCGAAUUGCUCCGUGAGGUCUCGAAAGUGGCGUGGGUGCUCAAGUCGCAAGGUGUUCGCAAAGGUGAUACCGUUGCUAUCUACCUUCCUAUGAUUCCAGAGGCACUUGUUGCGUUCUUGGCUUGCGCCCGUAUUGGUGCCGUGCACUCUGUGGUGUUCGCGGGCUUUUCUUCCGAUUCCUUGCGUGACCGUGUUCUCGAUGCCAACUCCAAGUUUGUCAUUACUGCCGACGAGGGUAAGCGUGGUGGAAAGAUUAUUGGUACAAAGAAGAUCGUGGACGAGGCCUUGAAGCAGUGCCCCGACGUCAAGAACGUUCUUGUCUUCAAACGCACCGGUGCCGAUGUUCCAUGGACCAAAGGUCGCGACUUGUGGUGGCACGACGAGGUCGAGAAAUACCCCAACUACAUUGCUCCCGAAGCUGUUGACUCUGAGGACCCUCUCUUCCUCCUGUACACGUCCGGUUCUACGGGUAAGCCCAAGGGUGUCAUGCACACAACUGCCGGUUACUUGCUCGGUGCUGCCAUGACUGGAAAGUACGUAUUUGACAUUCACGACGACGAUCGCUUUUUCUGCGGCGGUGACGUCGGUUGGAUUACUGGACAUACCUACGUCGUCUAUGCUCCUUUGCUGCUUGGUGUGGCAACUGUCGUCUUCGAGAGCACUCCUGCCUAUCCCAACUUCUCUCGUUACUGGGAUGUCAUUGAGAAGCACAGUGUCACUCAGUUCUAUGUUGCCCCCACUGCACUUCGCCUUCUGAAGCGCGCUGGUGAUGAGCACAUCCACCACAAAAUGCAGCACCUUCGUGUCCUUGGAUCAGUCGGUGAGCCCAUUGCUGCAGAGGUCUGGAAGUGGUACUUUGAGAGCGUUGGUAAGGAGGAAGCUCACAUUGUCGAUACUUACUGGCAAACCGAAACCGGGUCAAACAUCAUCACUCCCUUGGGUGGCGUUACUCCUACCAAGCCUGGUAGUGCGUCUCUUCCAUUCUUUGGCAUCGAGCCCGCUAUUAUUGAUCCUGUCUCUGGCGCUGAGAUUACUGGGAACGACGUUGAGGGUGUUUUGGCUAUCAAACAACCAUGGCCCAGUAUGGCUCGCACCGUCUGGGGUGCUCAUAAGCGAUACAUGGAUACAUACCUGAAUGUGUACAAGGGCUACUACUUCACUGGUGAUGGUGCUGGCCGUGAUCACGAAGGAUACUACUGGAUUCGUGGACGUGUUGACGAUGUCGUCAAUGUUUCCGGACACAGACUUUCAACUGCUGAGAUCGAAGCUGCCCUUCUCGAGCAUCCCAUGGUCGCCGAAGCCGCCGUCGUUGGUAUUGCAGAUGAGCUCACUGGACAAGCCGUGAAUGCCUUUGUCUCUCUCAAGAGCGGCAAUGAAUCUACCGAACAAGUCCGCAAAGACCUCAUCAUGCAAGUGCGCAAGUCAAUUGGACCUUUCGCUGCUCCCAAGACAAUUAUCCCCGUCGAUGAUCUUCCCAAGACCCGCAGUGGCAAGAUCAUGCGCCGUAUCUUGCGUAAGAUUCUCAGUGGUGAGGAGGACAGCUUGGGUGAUACAUCUACGCUCUCGGACCCCAGCGUCGUGGACAAGAUCACGGAAGCAGUCAAAGCUUUACGCAAGUAAAGAAACUCAUAAUGGAACGAGACGGGAGACGAAUGAGCAAAAAGAUGACUGAUGAACGAUUAAGCCUUUCCGUGAAAUAACCUUGGGACAUAUAUGAACUGAACGGGAGCAAUGGGAGUCUCCAAAGGACCGUGGACUCAUAUCUUUAGAAGACCCGACUCAGUUCUUAUGUGUACGUUGAGGAGAGGAAGCUGGCUCUGGACUUUUGUAUCACCCUAUUUCCUUUUAUUAAGCUUGCUUUUGCGAAUCCUAUCUUUUGAUUGCGCGACAACCUACCAGAAGCGGGUUUCUUUUCUCUUCUAUUCUUACUUUGUGACGCUGAGAUGCGAAUAUGAUACCUUUCAUUCUUAC